AUGGGGGAUGAAAUGGUCGUAGCAAACAAAUCUUCUGAAAUUGUGGAUAGUGAAUUUUAUAAAAGUUACAGCAUUAUGGUUGUGGAUGAUGAUAUCACUUGCCUUUCCAUUGUAGCUGCUCAACUCAAGAAGUGGAAAUACCAAGAGUCAUGUAUUGUUGUGCCAGUUAUGUCAGCCGAUGAUAGAGAUAGUAUGGUGUUGGAAGGACUAGAGCGUGGAGCUGUAUUUUUCUUACUGAAGCCCAUAUCACCAGAUGAUCUACGAGAUAUAUGGCAGUAUGCUGCCUUGGGAAAGAAGAACAAGGGGAAAGGCAAAUCAGUUGUUAUUGAAGAAAUUCAAGAAAAUAACAGUUCAAGUAAAAGUUCCAGUGGCUUACUGAAAAGCCCUCAUGAAAAUGUUAAGUCUUCAUCAUCGAUCAACGUUGAAAAAGGCAAUAAAGAAGGCAAUAAGGAGGAAUCUAAGAAGAAGUCUGCAAGAAAGCAUAAGGAGGCUGAAAAAGAAGAGAGUAGCACACCACCAAAGAAGACUAAGCUUGUUUGGACAGAUGCACUUCACAACAAAUUCUUGCAAGCAAUUAGAGAAAUUGGUUUGGACAGGGCUUAUCCGAGGACAAUUCUUGAAGUCAUGGAUGUCCCAGGACUAACAAGAGAAAAUGUCGCCAGUCAUUUGCAGAAAUAUCGUAUUUUCUUGAGGAAAGUCACCGAAGAAAGUUUCAGAGUUCAAGCUGCGGACACAAACUUAGCUAAUAGUGCUACUCAAUCAACUUUUGGAUCGAAAGGGCUAACUACAAUCAGCCAACUUCCUCAAGAAAAUUCUGGAUCGCAACAGCCGUUCCUCAAGAACAACUCAUUGGCUGAGACUUCAAACCGCAGCAGUUCAUCUUUGUCAAAUCGACGCGCUACACCAGCUGUUACUCUGCCAGGAUAUGGAAAAGCAAAGUUGGUUCUGAACGAAGGUGAUUCAAGUAAAAUCACGUCUAGUAAUGCAAACCAAUUGUCCAUAGCAGAAGCAACUAAGAAUCAGACAAGGUCAUUGAUACAUGAGGAUAUUUCAACUCAGCUCCUGAACGCUGCAAUUUCAGCGAAUCAACUUAUUACAAGAAAUUUGAAAUCCCUUCAUAACAGCUCUGCUGCUGGAGAACGCCAUGAGUCAAAUCAAAGUUUGGUUCAAAGGGAUUCGUCUCUGAUUGGAUUUGAAAGAGAUAAGGAACUUGCAGCCAUGUUGACUAGUUAUCUUAAUCAAGGAGCUAACCGUACGCAGUUAACUCGAUUACCUAACAAUGUUGAGACUAGAGAAGGAAGUACUGGUACUAGACUUGAUCAAGGUUGGUCUAGUUAUUUCAAUCAAGGAGCUAACCACAUGCAGUUAACCCGAUUACCAAACAAUGUCGAGACUGGAGAAGGAAGUGGUACUAUACCUGAUCAAGAUUAUGAAGGAGAAAAGCAAUCUGCAGCCAUGUGGUCUAGUUAUAUCAGUCAGGGAGCUAAUCGUAUGCAGUUAACCCGACUACCAAACAAUGUAGAGACUGGAGGAGGAAGUGGUACUAUACUUGGUCAAGAUUGUGAAGGAGAAAAGCAAUCUGCGGCCAUGUGGUCUAGUUAUUUCAAUCAAGGAGCUAACCGCGUGCAGUUAACUCGAUUUCCAAACAAUUUCGAGGCUGGAGGAGGAAGUGGUACUAAACCUGGUCAAGAUGGUGAAGGAGAAAAGCAAUCUGCAGCCAUGUGGUCUAGUUAUCCUAAUCAGGAAGCAAACCGCGUUAAUCAGGGAGCAAACCGCGUUAAUCAGGGAGAAAAGCAAUCUGAAGUGGUCAUGCGGUCUAGCAAUCUGCAGUUAACUCGAUUUCCAAACAAUGUCGAGACUGGAGGAGGAAGUGGUACUAAGCUUGGUCAAGAUUUUGAUGUCUCUAUGUUCGAUAAAAAUAAUGCUACAUCGUAUUCAAGUCGAAUUGGUGAUCUUACAAGCACUUUCUACAGCCAACUGAAUGUUCAACCUUUUCAUGUGGAAAACAGCAAUGAUCAGGGGGAGACAACUUUUAACUUCACCGAUGCAAGCAAUCAGGACCAAGAAGCUUAUUAUCCAUUGCCACUUGAUUAUACAUCAGGAGAGGCAAGUUAA
Nicotiana tabacum (common tobacco) is the source of this 2115-nucleotide messenger RNA. NCBI's taxonomy places the organism in Eukaryota, Viridiplantae, Streptophyta, Magnoliopsida, Solanales, Solanaceae. The record is from RefSeq and is a predicted model, not a curated record.